ACCUGACCCGCCGAACACACAAAAGGUCACUUUCCAUUUCCAAUAUCAAUCAAUUUUCCUCAUCUCUAUAUAUUCCCACACCCUUUGACCAAACUUUUCAUUCUUAAUUUCUCAUCACCCCCGCCGCCUCUUCCGUUUUCUUCAUCACUCACUUCAUUGUGCAAGAAUGUCGACUAUAUCCGCCAUGAGACUUCCAACAGCUCCUUUGCCCGGAACAGCACACACAAGGAGAUCUUGUGCUUUUACCAAGAGUGCAUCAUCUCUUGGCUCUGUGAAGAAUGUGUCUAAAGCAUUUGCAUUGAAAUCGUCGUCCUUUAGAGUGUGUGCAAUGGCAGCAUACAAAGUGAAACUGAUUGGACCAGAUGGUGCGGAGAGCGAAUUCGAAGCCCCUGAUGACUCUUACAUCCUGGAUGCAGCUGAGAAUGCUGGAGUGGAUCUACCUUACUCAUGCAGAGCUGGUGCCUGCUCUACUUGUGCAGGGCAGUUGGUUUCAGGCUCUGUGGAUCAGUCAGAUCAAUCCUUCCUGGAUGAUCAGCAAGUGGAGAAGGGUUAUCUCCUGACAUGUGUCUCAUAUCCAAAAUCAGAUUGUGUGAUUUACACCCAUAAGGAGGAAGAGCUCUACUAAGUGAUGUGCGCGUUCUUAGUUUUGCGGUGGGAAGUCUCAUAAUCAUUUCUAAGAAAAGAAGCUACACUGAGUUAUUGUGUGGGACUACCAAUUCAAACAUGUUAUAAGUAUUAUUGUUGCUAGUUAUUGUGAAACUCUGAUGGUGUUUGUAUAACUUUAAAUUUAUCUGAACCCUGAACCCAGUAAUAUCUGGGGGUUAGAACUGUGUCAGCAAAUAAUAAAGGAAGCAUAUUAUUGGACACAA
This is a messenger RNA of Lotus japonicus, 869 nucleotides long. RefSeq names its product ferredoxin, root R-B1-like. Lineage: Eukaryota; Viridiplantae; Streptophyta; Magnoliopsida; Fabales; Fabaceae. Gene Ontology annotation, biological process: electron transport chain. The coding region runs from base 167 to 625 and encodes 152 amino acids. Gene Ontology annotation, cellular component: plastid. The record is from RefSeq and is a predicted model, not a curated record. The transcript is spliced from 2 exons. Gene Ontology annotation, molecular function: electron transfer activity; 2 iron, 2 sulfur cluster binding.